AACAAUUUUUGUCGAAUUGCGGCAAAAUGGCCGGCGAACUGCUGUGCUGAAAACGAAACGUCAGUAGACGAGCGGUGGUCGGCUUUUUUACAACACACAAAUGCGUUCCCUUUAGGUUUAAUUAGUUUUUAUUUAUAAAAUAAAUUCGAUAUAAAUAGUUAUUAUACGGCCGCGUUGUGUGUGGUGCGUAAAAUUAAAGAAAUGUCGGGUGAACGCGAGAUCCCGGCCGAGGACAGUAUUAAGGUGGUGUGCAGGUUUCGGCCCCUAAAUGAUAGCGAAGAAAAAGCUGGAUCGAAAUUUAUCGUAAAAUUUCCAUCGGGAUCAGACGACAACUGUAUAUCGAUAGCGGGGAAAGUUUAUUUAUUCGAUAAGGUCUUCAAACCGAAUGCAACGCAAGAAAAGGUCUACAAUGAAGCUGCGAAGAGCAUCGUAUCCGACGUGUUGGCCGGAUACAAUGGAACGAUAUUUGCUUACGGGCAAACGUCAUCGGGGAAAACGCACACGAUGGAGGGCGUGAUCAGCGACCCCCAAAAACAGGGCAUCAUUCCCCGAAUCGUCAACGAUAUUUUCAAUCAUAUUUACGCAAUGGAAGAAAACCUAGAAUUUCAUAUUAAAGUCUCGUACUUUGAAAUUUAUAUGGAUAAAAUUAGGGAUUUAUUAGAUGUGUCUAAAGUGAAUUUGAGUGUUCACGAAGAUAAAAAUAGAGUCCCUUUUGUGAAAGGAGCAACGGAACGAUUUGUGUCGAGUCCAGAAGAAGUAUUUGAAGCCAUCGAAGAAGGAAAAUCGAACAGACACAUUGCUGUAACAAAUAUGAAUGAACAUUCCUCGCGAUCUCACUCCGUGUUCCUGAUAAACGUAAAACAAGAAAACUUAGAAAACCAGAAAAAACUCUCCGGGAAAUUGUAUCUGGUCGAUUUAGCUGGUUCGGAAAAAGUUUCGAAAACCGGUGCCGAAGGAACGGUGCUGGACGAGGCUAAGAACAUUAAUAAAUCUUUAUCAGCCCUCGGAAACGUAAUCAGCGCUUUAGCCGACGGAAAUAAAACUCACAUUCCGUACAGAGAUUCGAAAUUAACGAGGAUCUUACAGGAAUCUUUAGGUGGUAACGCCCGAACGACUAUCGUGAUAUGUUGCUCUCCGGCCAGUUUCAACGAGUCCGAAACAAAAUCAACACUUGAAUUUGGCAAACGUGCUAAAACCGUUAAGAAUGUUGUAUGCGUCAACGAAGAACUUACAGCUGAAGAAUGGAAAAGACGCUAUGAAAAAGAAAAGGAAAAAGCUGCGCGUCUUAAAGGAAAAGUCGAAAAAUUGGAAGCUGAACUUCAACGAUGGAGAAGUGGUGAAACAGUCACCACUGAUGAACAAGUUACUUUCAACGAUGAAAAUUCAACACCAAUUGCAGCUAUGGAAGAAAGCACUACAGAACCUUUAGUCGGCCCAAUGCCUGCAACACCAGCUUUAAUGAUCGGAUCAACUUUAGGAAGCGAAGAACGUCAAAAAUUAGAACAAGAACGCGAACGCCUCUACCAACAAUUAGACGAAAAAGACGAAGAAAUCAACCAGCAAAGUCAAUUUGCCGAAAAACUAAAAGAACAGAUAAUGGAACAAGAUGAAUUAAUAAUGAGUACGCGACGAGAUUACGAAGCGUUACAAGGCGAAAUGAAUCGUAUUCAACAAGAAAACGAAAGCGCCAAAGAAGAAGUAAAAGAAGUGUUACAAGCUCUGGAAGAACUUGCCGUAAACUACGACCAAAAAUCGCAAGAGGUCGACGCUAAAAAUAAAGAAGUCGAAUCGUUAUCUGAAGAGGUAAUGCAAAAAACAACCCUCUUAAACUCGACCGCUUCCGAAUUGCAACAAUUAAAAGAUAUGAGCACACACCAGAAGAAACGCAUCUCAGACAUGUUAACGAACCUCUUGAAAGAUCUUGGCGAAAUCGGAACCACUUUGGGCGGGGAGGGCGUCGAUAUGAAAAUUACCAACGAUUCAACGAAACUCGAAGAAGAAUUUACGGUGGCGCGCUUGUACAUUUCAAGGAUGAAAAGCGAAGUAACUAAUUUGUCAUCGCGUUUGCACGAACUCGAAAACUCGCAACAAGAUAGUAACAAGAAGGUCACCGAGUAUGAGAAGGAAUUAGGCGAGUGUCGUCUUUUAAUUUCGCAACAUGAGGCGCGAAUGAAGAGUUUACAGGAGAGUAUUCGCGAAUCUGAAAAUAAAAAGAGGAGUUUGGAGGAGAGUGUUGAUGCUUUGCGAGAGGAAUGUGCUAAACUUAAAGCUGCCGAACAGGUGCAUAGUGCUAGUGAAAGUGAAAAGAAAGAAGCAACUGAAUUAAGAAAAGCACUCGAACAACAAAUGGACCAACUACGAGAUGCUCACCAGAAGCAAGUUGGAGCUUUAAGAGAUGAAAUCUCUGAAAAGCAACAAUUAAUCAACGAUCUCAAAGAUUCAAGUCAGAAAUUGCAACUGGCUCAACAGCAACUCCAAACAGAUUACGAGAAGCUCAAGUCAGAGGAGGCGGACAAAUCGCAAAAGCUCCAAGAGAUGAUCACGACCAACGAUCGUCGAGAACAAGCGAGGAAGGACCUGAAGGGACUGGAAGAUACCGUAGCCAAGGAACUCCAAACGUUACACAAUCUACGGAAACUUUUCGUACAAGAUCUACAAGCGCGUAUUAAAAAGGCGGCAAACCCGGAUGAUAACGAAGAAGAUGGCGGAUCUUUGGCGCAGAAACAGAAGAUUUCUUUCUUGGAGAAUAACCUCGAUCAAUUGACUAAGGUACAUAAACAAUUGGUUCGGGAUAACGCCGAUUUGAGGUGCGAAUUGCCGAAAUUAGAAAAAAGACUUCGAGCGACCAUGGAACGUGUUAAAGCGCUUGAAACUGCUUUGAAGGAUGCUAAAGAAGGCGCUAUGCGUGAUCGAAAACGGUAUCAAUAUGAAGUGGAUCGAAUUAAGGAAGCUGUUCGACAGAAAAAUUUGGCAAGGCGCGGCCCCGUAGCCCAAAUCGCUAAACCCAUUAGGGCUGGACAACAGCAUCAUACGGUUUUAACUGGUGGGGCAAUACGCGUUGGCGGAAAUGUUCCCGCUCCCCAGAGGAUUAUAGCUGACGACACUGCUCAGAAACGUAAAUCAAUCGUUUCCGGCGGUAAUAGAGAUGAGAGUUGAACGGAAAAGUUACAAGGUGCUCCAAUCACUCCAAUAGUAAGCCGCAUUAUUUAAACCUAAAAAGAGGAA
Messenger RNA from Onthophagus taurus, 3225 nucleotides. RefSeq names its product Kinesin heavy chain (gene Khc). Gene Ontology annotation, molecular function: microtubule binding; ATP binding; microtubule motor activity. The record is from RefSeq and is a predicted model, not a curated record. Gene Ontology annotation, biological process: microtubule-based movement. Lineage: Eukaryota; Metazoa; Arthropoda; Insecta; Coleoptera; Scarabaeidae.